AUGGUGGUGUUUGGGCUGGCCCAGAGGCCCUGUUGCUUGGGGAACGAGGGCAACAGCCCGGCUGGCAGCGGGGAUCCAGCAUCUGACUCCCGUCGCCUUCCUGAAGGAGAUGUCUCUGAGGAGAGGUCUCUGACCACCAAGCAGAGGCUGGCCAGCACUCGGGAGAUGAGGGGGCCCCGGAUUAUCCAGCUGUUAGACAUGAGUGAAACCUCACAUCAAAAGUUCUCAGCGAUUGACCUGGAUAAGAGCUUGUUUCAGCCUUGCCCAUCAGAGGUGGUGUUUCAGAGCUACGUCCCCUACGAGGUCUAUGAGGUGCCACUGAUUCUGAGGAACAAGGACAAGGUUCCUCGGCUGGUGAAAGUCGUCUUGGAGAGCUCACCUUAUUUCAAGUUGAUCAGCCACAAUGGUGUGUGUCGUAAGGUAGCACCUGGCCUGUCUUCAGCUUUCCACAUUCGUUUCACCCCGGAGGAGAACAAGGAUUAUUUCCACCAGCUCACCUGCAUCACCGAAAGGGAAAAGUUUAUAGUGCCGAUCCGAGCUAUAGGUGCCCGAGCUAUCCUGGACUUCCCCGACCAGCUGAACUUCUCCGUCUGUCCGGUCAAGUACAGCACCCAGAAAACUCUGCUGGUCCGCAACAUCGGUAAUCGGGAGGCCCGCUUCUGCAUCAGCACUCAGAGCCCUUUUGCUGUCGAUCCCUCCGCUGGGACGCUUGGGAUUGGUGAUGCCAUGCAAGUAACGGUGCAGUUUCACCCACUGAAGACUGGGGAUCAUUCCAGAUCCCUGAUAGUUCACUAUGACACAGGCAAACAGAUCUUCCUAAGCCCUUAUGGAGCAGCUGUAGAUGUCAACAUCAGACUAGAGGGGAACUCCUUAACAGUUGAGAAGACUUACCUCACGCUGUCAAACCACAAAUCCAUCGUCAUCCACAACCAGAGUGAAAUCGAGUGGAAGGCUUUUGUUACUCAGGAAGAGGAGGAUCAGCAGAAGCUGAGGCAGUGUUGCAGGCUGCAGAGGCAGGAGGAGGACGAGACAGCUUAUUUUCUCAAGGAGUGCACGGUGGACCCCACUGUCCGAGAACGCCUUUCCCUUCUGUCCCGCGCCUUCCAGAACCAGAGAGCCAAGGUGCAAGGAGACUCCAUGCUUUUCUCCGACGAUGUCUUCACCAUUGAGCCGCUUGAGGGAGAUGUCUGGCCAAAUUCUUCGGUUGAAAUUAAUGUGAUCUUCAAACCCCGAGAGGCCAGAGUCUAUCAACAAACAGUCUACUGCGACAUCUCAGGCCGUGAUACCAGGCUGCCCCUGUGCAUCAAAGCGGAAGGCAUUGGGCCUCAGCUCCACUUCGGCUUUCACCAGCUGGACAUUGGGACGGUGUUUGCGGGAUUGGCCCACAGCUACGAGGCAAUUCUGUUUAACAAAGGAGCCAUCGAUGCUUGCUUCAACUUGGUCCCUCCAGCUACGGCUCUAGGCUCCUGCUUCACGUUUCUCCCCCAGGAGGGCAGCAUUUUGCCAGACGGGCUCCAUGUCAUCCAGAUCUCCUUCAGUUCCACCAUUCUGGGGCAGUUCACAGAAGAAUUCAGGUUCAGUGUGAAUGGAUCCCCUGAGCCGGUGACCUUGACCAUCAGGGGCUGCGUCAUCAGACCCACCUGCCACUUUAAUGUGCCUNAAAUCCACAUUUGUGUUGUUGUCCUAGGCUUUCCUCGCACUUUGUCCUGUUGCCUCACGAACACCUCCCUGGUGCCCAUGACUUUCAACCUGCGCAUUCCCGGGGAUGGCCAGGGUGAGCCCAGCGUUACCAGUUUUGAUCAGGUGUCGGACAACACUCGCCCGUCCUGGAGAAAGGGACUUCAAAGUCACGUCAAGCCAACCGAAUUCACCAUAAUGCCCUGCAAAGGGACCAUCCGUUCCCAGGGACGCCUGGAUAUCCAGGUCACCCUGUGUUCCAACACGGUGAAGAGUUACGAGCUGGCGCUGGUGGUGGACGUGGAGGGUGUUGGCAAGGAGGUGUUGGCCCUGCUCCUCACAGCCAGAUGCGUAGUUCCUCCGCUGCAAGUCCUCAACCCCGUCGUGACGUUUGGACGGUGCUUUCUAAAGUUCCCGUAUCAGCAGAUGCUGACCCUUGUGAACGACAGCGAUCUUCCAGGCUGCUACGGGGUUCUUCCACAGGAGCACACAGAGGGUGCUGCCGUGUGGUACUCCAGCCCCGUGCCGUGUGGGAUCAUCCAGCCUCGCAGCUCGGUGCAGGUCCCGGUUACACUGGAAGCCCAGGUGAUGGGAGAGCAGGACACCGUCGCUCAUGUCACGGCGUUGGGGAGCGAAGGGUCCCAACUGAAAAUCCACUUAGUGAGCAUUGGAGAAGGACCAGUUGUCUACGUGCGUCCGAGUAAGAUAAAUUUUGGCAGUAUCCAAGUUCUACGAGAUGCUUCCCGAACUCUCCACCUCUCCAAUCAGAGUGUCAUCCCUGCAUCCUUCUGAGCCGAGACGGCUGGCAAACGCUCGCGCUGGAGGAUUGAACCCAGCAGAGGUGUGAUCCCCCCCGAGACCGAGGUGUCUGUGACUGUCAUAGCCAACUUGGAUGACACCGAGAAACUCAAGGACGAGCUGACUGUGUUCAUAGAGAACAGCCAUUCCUACAUGGUCCCUGUCCAGGCUGUUGGCAUCGGCACCACGAUUGUUACCGACAGACCCUUUGCUCCGGAGCUCAACCUGGGAGCCCACUUCAGCCUGGAUCCCUGCUGUUACCGCUUCAAGAUAAUGAACAAAGGACGACGCACCCAUCAGCUCUGUUGGACAACGGAAGGUUUUGCCCCGUUUCGCCAGCGUGAUCAUCUCCCUGCCAUCAGUAACACCAAGGGCAAAGAUUCCUCCCAGAACCCCAAACCUGCCUGCCCCGUGUUUAAGCUUCAGCCGACGAGGAUGGAGCUGAUGCCGGGCAAGACAAUGGAGAUGGUGCUGGAAGGCUCCUCCAGCACUCCCCAGGUGGUGACAGAGCGGCUGCUGUGCCACGCCGUCGUGGGGAGCAAGGCGAGGAAGACACAGAUAAUGCAAGUGGAUGUCACCUGUGAGUUCGUCACUCCCCUGCUGCAAAUGUCCUCCAGAGAAAUCACCUUCCGGGUGGAGAAGCCCAUGAAGCUGGAGGUAGGGGCGGAACUUCAUCUCUCCAUCAGAUUUAACCCUGCUUAUGAAGAGGAUUUGAGUAGCCGGGUAGCAGAGAAGGCUCUGAAGAUACAGUUUCUUGAGCAUCCCCAUGAGGAGCAGGUCACCAUUCGGGGAGAAGUCUACUUCCCGAAUCUCCGUUUCCAGACCAUGGCCCUGGACUUUGGCUGCGUCUUGAAUGACACUGAAGAUGUGCGCUACGUCGAGAUGACCAACUGCAGCCCGCUUCCAGUCCGGUACCAGUGGUCGUUCCUGACAGGCAGCCAGAUGAGCCAGCUGACUGCACCGCCGCUGUUCCAGCCCGAGCACCGGUUUUGCUGCUGUGCUGUCAUGUGCCCUGAGAGCAGGCUGGACACGGGGCUUCUGGGGAGGGAGAAGUAG
Opisthocomus hoazin is the source of this 3531-nucleotide messenger RNA. Lineage: Eukaryota; Metazoa; Chordata; Aves; Opisthocomiformes; Opisthocomidae. The record is from RefSeq and is a predicted model, not a curated record.